GCGAGUUUCUGCGCCGUCAACCUGCUAGUUUACGAACUGGGCCCGCUGCGGAAUGACGGCGGAGUGAGUUCUCGCGGUGUUUGGUUCGCAGCGGGAGCGCCAUGACCGUCCGCUUCAAGUGUCAGAGUGAAUAUCAGAAGAGUUACGGGGCGCCUCGGUCCAGAAGCGUCUCUCCUCGGCGCUGGACGCCGCUGGCCGGCCUUCGCUCCGAUCACAUGGGACUCACCAGAGAACCUCGACUUCAGCGCCGGAGGAAGCUCGGUCCGCUUGGUCCGGCCCGGUCCUGCAGCUCUUUGUUUUGUCCAGCGGACGUGAAGAACUCAGAACCGGCUACUCGUGCUCACACCGCGUCCAGAAGCCGCUCGGCCGACACGAAGAAAACGAACCACAAACCGUCGACGCCUCCUGAACCCCCAGCCAGACCUCGACCUGCUGCAGACCCAAGACCUCCAGAACCUCCAGAACCCAGACCAGCAGCAGAACCAACAGCUGAGAGAAAAUCUGGGAAGCCCCGCCCCUCCCAGUCCGACAGCCAAUCACAGCCCAGCCAACCUCUGACAGCAGCGGCUGAGCGACAGCAGCAGGUGGAUCGAGUGAUGCGAUGGAGGGCGGGGCUUCGGCCCGAAGGUCACAGGUCAGAGUAUCGCCGACAGUUCGGCUGGAAGAAGUCGACUGCUUCGCCUUUACUGAGCGCAGAGCAGGUGCUGAACUCCGGCGGCAGGUCCGCCCCCGCCUUCAGGAGAAACCCGGUUCCCAUGGAGACAGAGUACAGGCGGAGCUUCCAGGGUCAGGCCCCGCCCACCGGGCCCCGCCUCCGGGAACACCUGGAGCUUCAGCGAAGUCCGCUGUACCGAAGUCACACGACCAACAGGAGGAGGGAGGAGCCACAGAAGAAGCUCCGCCCCGAACAGGAAGCAGCUCAGGGAGAGGACGCUGCAUCGGCCCCGAAGGCCACGCCCCCUCCACAGGUGCAGAGAGGACACAGGACCUUAACAGAGUUUCAGUCCAGCUUUGGUUCUGUCUGCAGGAACCAAGAGGGAGGCGGAGCCACGGAGGGCGACGCCCACCAGGCGAAGGAGUUGCGGCAGCAGGCCUUGACGUACCGCCACCGAGCCUGGGGAACCAACUUCUCCAGAGACCACCUGAGCCAGCUGCGGUCUGAACACAACAUCCUGUGGGAGCCGACGGACGCCACGGACUCACCGUCCAACGCCGCCACCGCCGACCCCGACAGUCGCAGCACUUCCCACGUGGAGGCGCUGGACCUGGCCAGUAGCUCCAGUAAGACGCCAUCGGUUGCAGGUUCAGGUGACAAACGCCACAUGAGCAAGAAGACACAAACAAACCCACGAACACCUUCAGGUCCUCCUGCUGAACGACGUGCAGCCUGGGGAGAAGAAGAAGAAGAAGAAGAAAACUCUGAUGAAGAGGAGGGUCGGCUGCCGACUCCCAUGCUGAGAACGAGGCCGGUUCAGAGGACUCACCACGACCUCACCACUCCUGCCACCGGAGGCGCUAUCCUCGUUGGAAAGCUGAAGGGCGCUGAUGACUUGUCUCCAUACAAACAGAGAUCGAUCUCGGCCGUUUCGAGGGCGGAGACUGCCGUCGACCUGCCGGUCAAACCCAAGGAGGCGUGGUCAGAGGUGAACCCCGCCUCCACUAGCCCCUCCCCCGACCACAAACCGUCUUCCAGCCGUCUGUCUAAACCAAUCAGGACGAAGCAAACGCCUCCAUCCCCCGUAGCUCCGCCCCCUCUGGUGCCGCCUCCACAGCACUGCAUCCAGGGAACGCUGAGACACCCGGACUUCCAGCACAACGGUGACCUCGGUCUGAGGUUCAGGGAGCUGCAGUGUUCAGGUGGCGGCUGUGGCUCCGACGACGACGACCGGCUCUCGGUGAUGUCGUGGCGCUCGGCCGCCUCCUGCUCGAUGGCGUCCGCUGUCCUGGAGCGCGCUCAGAAGAGACGGGAGAGCUUCUGGGGGAAGAGAUGACGUCCGGCCUCCGCUGCUGUCGCCGCGGAAACUAGCGUGUGCUGUGUGUAGAGCUGAGUGGUUAGUGUGUUGGAAGCGUGUUUGACAGGAGAAUCAACGCUGAAUUUAUUCAUGUGAAUGAUUUUGUUGCUUCUGGUGUAAAUGUGAACGGAGGUCGUUCUACAUAAAACCAACCAAAUCUGAACCCAGUUCCUCCAAACCUCCUCAGAACAUCUGGUUCUGUAUCUACAGUAACUUCAUCUAAUGAGACUGAGACACCUGGAUGGAUGUAGAACUGAUCUGGUGUCAGGUUCUAGCAGAACCCAGAUGU
Messenger RNA from Stegastes partitus (bicolor damselfish), 2301 nucleotides. It is a transcript of the gene saxo6, whose product is annotated as Mdm1 nuclear protein. The record is from RefSeq and is a predicted model, not a curated record. Gene Ontology annotation, molecular function: microtubule binding. The transcript is spliced from 16 exons. NCBI's taxonomy places the organism in Eukaryota, Metazoa, Chordata, Actinopteri, Pomacentridae. Gene Ontology annotation, biological process: negative regulation of centriole replication. Bases 102 to 1991 code for a protein of 629 amino acids.